CGAUAACGAACGCUUAGAAUACGACCGCAAAUGGCGCUGCCGUCGUGAUCGCUUCUGAUUGGUUGAUAGAAGAAGCGGGUUUGGGAGUGAAGAUCAUCUGGUGGAUGGCGAUGGUCAAGUGGAAAAUUAUUACAGAGUAAGAAAAAGAAGGAAGAAAAAAAAUCAUCGGUUUUAAACUUAAAUAUCUAACGAAGGACAAAUCAAAGUAUAAAACAAUGAGCCACGCGAGAUACGAAGUGCCGCCCGAAUUGACCAAUUUGCUUUUGGAUUUUACCGUUAACGUUCUGUUGGAAAGGCCGAGCGACAUAUUAGAAUACGCCGCCAAUUAUUUCAAUCAACUACGAGAAGAAAGAUUAAGUCGUUCUUUAGUUCCUUCCGUCAGCGACAGCGAAGAUUACGACGACGAACCCAUGCCAGGAAUGCUGGAAUGUUUCACAGUGAAGCCAGCUAUGGGAGAACCGGCGGUUGAUUGCGGCGGGUAUACGCGAAUUCGUCGUAAUUCAGCUGCAAAUUUACAAGCUCAGUUUGAUUUAUUCGGUUUCGAAUUAUCACCAACGUUCGAAGAACCUCCAGUAUUCACAAGAAGAAAAUCAGUAUUUGCUGAACAGUAUAAUCCAGAAGAUGACGAUGAUGAUGAUAUUGAAGAACAGAUGCAAGAAGUUUUAGAUGCUAUGUUUGAAAGAAAGGUGCAACCAGGAGAUAUUGUUAUUAAGCAAGGUGAUGAUGGAGAUAAUUUCUACAUAAUUCAGCAUGGUCUUUACCAUGUAUUUGUUUCUACUGAUAAAGAUGAAAAAGGAAAUAUGGUAGGAAAAUAUGAAGAUUCUGGAAGUUUUGGCGAAUUAGCAUUGAUGUACAACAUGCCUCGUGCUGCCACUGUAGAAGCAGUUACUAAUGGAUCUCUCUGGGCUAUGAAUAGACAAACAUUUCGUCGUAUUGUUUUAAAAAAUGCUUUUAAAAAACGAAAAGAAUAUGAGCAACUUUUGGAAAGUGUACCAAUGUUAAAAUCCUUAGAGCCUUACGAAAGAAUGAAUUUAUGUGAUGCUUUAAUGCCAAAGCAGUAUACAAAUGGUGAAUUAAUCAUAAGACAGGAUCAUGAGUACAGUUCUUGUGGUGAUAAAGCAGAUGGUAUGUAUUUUAUUGAAGAAGGAACUGUUAGAGUUACAAUGGUAACAAGUGAAGGUCCAGAGAGAGGCAAGCAAGUUGAAAUGUCUCGAUUAAAGAAGGGAGAAUAUUUUGGUGAAUUAGCUUUAGUCACCCAAAAACCUCGUGCUGCUUCUGUUUAUGCCAUAGGAAAUGUUAAACUUGCAUUUUUAGAUGUCCAUGCUUUUGAAAGAUUAUUAGGACCGUGCAUGGAUAUCAUGAGACGCAACAUAGAAGAUUACGAAAAGCAAAUCGUCGACAUUUUUGGCUCUAAAGCAAACGUCCCUACCUUGCGAUGAUGGUUUUUCUGAGUUUUCAUCCAUAUUGUCACACUGUUUUUAUUUCUUUAUUGUCUUCCUUCCAGAACAUUCCCCAAUGAUGGUGGAGUUAUAAUAAAUGUAGGAGUCUACCUUCAGUUGUUGUUAAAAAUAUGAACAAAACUUCAAAUUAUUCUUUUAUGAAGUUUCUAGUCUGCCAUUAGCAAUGUUUGGAAGACACAUUAUAAUAACAACAGAAUCUUUGAGAAAACGAAUGUAAUAUAUGCCUGAAUCAAAAUGGACUUUUAUAUAAAAGAAAAAAAAAUUAUAAGUUUUGUUUCAGAAAAAUAUCUAAGAUAUUUUUUUGUACUUAAAAAGAAAGUAAAUUUUGCAAAAUCAUAUAUUUUACAUCCAAACUCAGAUAGUUCAAUUAGAAAUACUCAAAUAAAAGGACAUAGGCCUAGCUGAAUUGUUAAACAGUAAAGUUAGUGAAAGAAGUAAUUUAAUUCUAUUGUAAAUGUACCAAUUCAAUUCUUUUUUCACAUUUUUAAUUUUAAUAAUAUCUCAAAUUGUGUUUAGUUUGACAUUAAAAAGUCUUAUGUCCACAAUCUUCCAAAAUUUCUCCAAAAUUCUGAUCUUUCUGCAUCAUUCUUAUGAAUUAGUUUUAUGUAUAUAUGUAUAUGUAAAUCCUUUUAAAAAUCCCACUUUAAAAGAAUGUUGUGGAUAAAUAUUGAGUAAAUAUUUGAAACUGUAGCAAAAUUUUCGUUUGGAAAUUGUUUAGUGUGAGUCAGAUGUAGAAUAUUAUUCAGUUUUAAAAUAAAGUUCAUUUCCCAUUAUUAUUAUUAUUAUUUAUUACAUUGCUUUUUAUCUCUAAUUAUUAUUUUUAAUUAUGCUGCAAGAUAAUAUUGCUAAUAAAAUAACUAUUUUAUGGUGAUUCUGAACUAAUACUGUCAAUGGAAAGAAUCGAUUUGAAUAUUAACCAGCCUUUGAUCACCUAGUUGUGGCAAAUGACUUCUGGUUUCUUCCUCAUUUGUUAAAAUGUCACCACCAUUAAAACUAGUGUUACAGAAGCUUCGCAUCAUGGUAUUGGAAUAUGAGGAAGUUUGCUGUAGUAGUUGUUAAAUGAAUGAUUUUAUACAGUUAAUGCAUGCUAUAAAAAUUUAACAUACAUAACAGAAAAGUUCUUCUGCCAUCCAGUGAAAG
Centruroides sculpturatus (bark scorpion) is the source of this 2600-nucleotide messenger RNA. RefSeq names its product cAMP-dependent protein kinase type II regulatory subunit-like. Gene Ontology annotation, molecular function: cAMP-dependent protein kinase regulator activity. Gene Ontology annotation, cellular component: cAMP-dependent protein kinase complex. The record is from RefSeq and is a predicted model, not a curated record. Bases 216 to 1439 code for a protein of 407 amino acids. Lineage: Eukaryota; Metazoa; Arthropoda; Arachnida; Scorpiones; Buthidae. Gene Ontology annotation, biological process: regulation of protein phosphorylation. The transcript is spliced from 14 exons.